Malassezia globosa CBS 7966 is the source of this 642-nucleotide messenger RNA. RefSeq lists its product as uncharacterized. The coding region runs from base 1 to 642 and encodes 213 amino acids. Gene Ontology annotation, cellular component: RNA polymerase III complex; RNA polymerase I complex. The record is from RefSeq and is a predicted model, not a curated record. Gene Ontology annotation, molecular function: protein dimerization activity. Gene Ontology annotation, biological process: DNA-templated transcription. Lineage: Eukaryota; Fungi; Basidiomycota; Malasseziomycetes; Malasseziales; Malasseziaceae. The transcript has 2 exons.
AUGGAUGAUGAAGCAAAUGACCAAAAUACGGUCGUUUUCAAUCUGAAAGCUGAUUGCUGGAAGAACGGCAAUUCGAAAGACGCUACGGUUGAGGGCCGUUAUGUAUAUUCAUCGCAGCUUGAGUGGGAUCCUAAAGGUGACCAAGCAGAGACUAUGGCCGAUUCACCGCCUCGCCCUGUGAACCAGGACAUUGUUAUUGCAAAGCUGGCACCCGGUCAAGGGAUGGAAAUGGAAUUACACUGUGAAAAAGGUAUCGGAAAAGACCAUGCCAAGUUUUCACCUGUAGCUACUGCCACAUAUCGGCUUUUGCCGCUGAUCGAAAUUCUCAAACCUAUUCCCGAGCCAUUGAUUCCCAAGUUUAUUUCUUGCUUUCCCGAAGGCGUUAUUCAUAAAGGCGGUGAAAAUGGAGUCUAUGUCGCAGAUGCUCGUAAGGAUACGGUGACUAGGGAGGUUCUUCGGUAUCCUGAGUUCGAAGGAUACGUGCGAUUAGGCCGUAUUCAAGAUCACUUUUUGUUCAGUGUCGAGUCUACAGGCGUGUAUGAGCCGGAAGAUUUGCUUCCAGCCUCGAUUGAAGUUUUACGGAAAAAAAUUGCACUUUUGAAGCUGGCCCUCGAUGCUAUCCCAAUAGGUACCAAUGCAUAG